Cyphellophora attinorum is the source of this 1152-nucleotide messenger RNA. RefSeq names its product Transcription initiation factor IIF subunit beta. The record is from RefSeq and is a predicted model, not a curated record. Bases 1 to 1152 code for a protein of 383 amino acids. Gene Ontology annotation, biological process: transcription initiation at RNA polymerase II promoter; transcription by RNA polymerase II. Gene Ontology annotation, cellular component: transcription factor TFIIF complex. NCBI's taxonomy places the organism in Eukaryota, Fungi, Ascomycota, Eurotiomycetes, Chaetothyriales, Cyphellophoraceae. The transcript has 3 exons.
AUGGCGGGAGUCAUACCGCAGGUGAAGAUCGAGCACGCGCCCGAUGUCAACAUCAAGAAUGAGCAGGAAGAUGUUGACAUGCCAUCGCCCGCAGGCUACGUGGACGACGAUGAUGGAGACGAAGAUGCUGGCGACCUAGACUUCGCGCAGGCAGCCCAGACACUAUGGCUCAGUCACAUCCCACGGUCAUUAUGGGAAGAUCUUGCCAAACUUCAGGACGAUGACGAGAUUGAUCUGGGUACGAUCAGAGUGGAGGGUCCCGAGGAUAAUCCAUCAAGAGUCGUAUUGAAGCUGAACAACCUCUCUCAACUCGAAGAACAGCACAAGGAGUACGACCUGAUCAAACCACCAGAGGGAAAGGUUCGAUUGCGGAGAGAGGGCGGUACUAUGGUCUUCUCUGAGAAAGAUUUGCCCGGCUUCAAAGCACGAUCAUACGCCUGGGAUCAAGACGACGACGAGACAGGCCAAGGACGAUCCAAACUCUACGACGAUGCAAAGCGAAGUAGGAGAAAUAAAGAGCGGAGAGAGCAGCCAGGUGGCUUCAAGCCAUACAGACGAGCUAUCCCCAAGCACACAGCGCUGGCAGGCACCGUGACGAAAGAGUUCGAUGCAGUCGCAGUCAGGAAUGCAGAAUACGAGCGAAUCGAGCGCCUGAAACUCGCCAAGCUGAUGGCAGCACCUAAACCGGAAGAAGCGACCACCAUGCUGGCACCUCACGAGGACCCGACUCGAAGACAAAAUGUCACAAGCAUGCGGCAACGGCAACAAGAGAACAAGGCAAGUCAUACUGCUGCAGCAGCUCGCCGGCAAGCCGUCAAGGACAGCCGAACAAGCAGAAUGGAAUCCAAGGAUCUGGUUCGCUUGCUUCUGGAGCACUUCAAGCAGCAUCGGAUAUGGGGACUACGAGAUCUCAAGGCUUCUCUUCAGCAGCCGGAGUCGUUCAUUCGAGAAACUUUACAAGAUAUCGCCUUCAUGCACAAACAUGGUGACUUCAAUGGGAAAUGGGAGCUGAAGGAGGAAUACAAAGCCCAGGAUGAUGCACUGCUCAACCCACAAGGUCUGGAGGCGCCCAAACAGGAAGACACGGAUAUGGAUGUGUCUGGCAUGGACGAUGAUGAUGACGAUGAGGAUGAGAAGUUCGAGGAUGUUUAA